Molecule: messenger RNA, 1050 nt
Organism: Symsagittifera roscoffensis
Lineage: Eukaryota; Metazoa; Xenacoelomorpha; Acoela; Convolutidae
Exons: 5
Coding region: 138-803 (221 amino acids)
Source: RefSeq, a predicted model, not a curated record
CCGUCAAAAAUCUAUAGUACCAGUUUAUUAUUUCUCUGCGAAGUUCGCCACAUCAGUUUCAGAAAAUGAGCUAACCUUUCAGAGCCUUCAGAAAUUCGUACAGCAAGGCUAGAUGGAGCUCAUAUUCUGAUCAAGGAAUGGUAGGAGCCAGUUUCAAACCCAGCCGACAACACACGACGACAAUUGUCGCUCAGCAUCCGACAGAGACACAGGCAAGGUACACAGCCGACUUGAGUGCAAGUGGAGGCAGUGUCGAACUGAGGAACUAUCUGCUAAAUGCACCUUCCUUAUUAGGAAGUGAACACACUCCUGAUAAUUUUGCUAGAUCCUUGGGCGCUGGUAGUGUGAGUAGGAGCUCCCAGGCACCUCCAGCCGGCCGCUCAUUUCCCCGAGGACUCCCUCUCCGUCCACAAGCCAGAAGUCAGUCCCUACAGCCUACAAUGAGCUCCGCAGGCAUCGAGGGCGAAAGGGGGUUGUUGUCGUUGAAUAUGGCGAGUGACAGUAACAGCCAAUCGGCAUCGGCGUCGCGGAAGAGUUUCGGUAGCUCCCAACGGAAGAGCAUCGUGGACAUGGUGCGAGAGAGCGAAAAACUGCCACGACUGUCUCUAGCCGCCAUUCCAAAACAACUGAACGCGAAUGUUUGUGUGAAAUGUGCCGCACAUCACAAGAACCACUGCCAUGGCCAGCCCAACGAUAUACACAAGGCCACUAAGAAGGACAUCACUAAGACCAGAGACUACAAGGAGACCAAAAGAAGGGAGAUCGAAUCAGCGCGGAAGGCUGUUGGGGGAAAGAUGCGAUGAUCUGUCAUGAACAGAUUUCCUUUGUGGAAUAAUUUGAGUGAAAUGAAGUGAAGAGAACUAGAAGAAAAUUACCUCCUCCCUAAAAUCGUUAAAUGGUCUCUCUGAAGGGGGAAGAAACACAAGUGAAAACAUCUGAGUAAAUAACUAUGGCAAUCCACGUUUUCAUAUCUGUUUUAAUAACUAAAUUGUAGAAUCAUUAUAAAAUUUACCAUUUUUGUUGUUAAUUUAUUAGUUGAACUUAUCAUGA